Anastrepha obliqua is the source of this 357-nucleotide messenger RNA. RefSeq lists its product as uncharacterized. Bases 103 to 357 code for a protein of 84 amino acids. NCBI's taxonomy places the organism in Eukaryota, Metazoa, Arthropoda, Insecta, Diptera, Tephritidae. The record is from RefSeq and is a predicted model, not a curated record. The transcript has 2 exons.
GUGCUUUAUUAUCCGGCUUUUUGUUUGCAGACGCGCGUUUAAAAAUUGUAUUGGAUUCCUUUAUAAAACAGAAAGCACAUUGAUUUGAGGAUCAUUUGUAUCAUGCACCAGCCCGGAAGCAUAGCUGAGGAAUUGCCGAGCACAUCAGAAACACCAGUCGACGGUGAACUUAAAAAACCGGAGACCCAAACGAAUAAAAUAUUUUCACGUUGUCAUUCAAUUGUACUGACGGAAGACGACUACAAGUUAAGAAUUUCGGAUACUUAUCAGAAGCGAUUGCAGAACCUGCGCAAGGAGUUGAAUUACAUAAGUGAGACAGACUGGAUGUAUGAAUCCGUUGAGAGAAAGACGCUAUAA